UUGCGGAGGGAGGGGAGGGGGGAGGUUUUAGGGCGACCGACGACGCCUGGCCAGUGCGCCGCCAGCAGCCUCCAGGAAGGCCUGAGAGGAAGCCUCGCUCCGGUCUCCCGCCGCCGGUGCACACACGCUCAAUGCCCUAGCUGUGAUAUUUGUACAAAACUUCUCCGGAGCCAUGCGGGCGUUGUUCGUCAGACAGACAACCGCUGCCUGUGUACGAUUAUGAGAGACGACGACGGCGCGACGGAGUCUUGUAGCAAAAUGUUUGACAUGUCAAUUCAGGAGAUAAACGGCAAGGGGCCGAAGAAGCGGAAAAAGUCGUUGGAGCCAAACUGUGAUACAGACCGGGGAGAGUGUGGGAACGAGAAGGUCGACGUUAAGAAUGGAGGAGGAGUGAACGAGGAGUCCAAGGAACAGCGAGGAGUUGGAGACAAGAGUGUGGAGCUGCUGCACUGGCGCGACAUGCCGCAACAUCUACAGUUCAAUCCGUACGUGUUGACCGGCUACCGGCCGCUGCAAAGCUUCGGAGGCUGCGUACGCAGUCUGUUCUACUUCCACAAUGAGACCAUUAAUAUACUGACACAUGGGGUGUCCCUGCUAUAUAUGAUGGCUGUACUGCCAGGGUUGCUACCUUGGGGUGGUGGUAGUGGCGCGUGGUUCCUGUCUCUCUGCCACUUGAUGGGAGCCCUCGCCCCCUGGUGCGGCUCCUUCCUCUACCAUCUGUUCAUGAACCACACACAAGGCGCUAGCUUGUAUCACCGAUUGUUGCAGUUGGACAUGCUAGGCAUUUGGGUCAGCCAGAGCAUCGGUGCUAUCCCAAUGGUGACAGCGACAGUGUACUGUGCGCCUACCCUCCUACGGUAUGCGGCGUUAGCUGUGUACUGCCUCGGGAGUUUGCUUGGUCUUUAUAAGGCGAUGCGUGCGUGGUCUCCGUGGGAACGAAGGUUGUGUUUUGCUGCUCCUUUCUGCAUGCGGCUGCUGCUGGCUGGUGCUCGUGCUGCAAACCUCGCUGGUGGCGACCCUCAUGCUAUACUGCACGUAUUCCUUCAAGAUGCAGUAUCCCUUGGAGGUGGUGUGAUCGGCGCCAUGCAUAUACCGGAAAAGUGGUUCCCUGGUACUGUGGACCGCUGUUUGAAUUCACACAACAUCAUGCACGUGCUGGUCGUGUUGGCUGUGUACUCCAUGCAUCAGGUAUGCAACAACAACAUGCAUACUUUUACUAACCAUGCAUUAUAUACAACAUGUCAAUAA
Messenger RNA from Danaus chrysippus (African queen), 1248 nucleotides. The record is from the annotation of a GenBank genome assembly. Lineage: Eukaryota; Metazoa; Arthropoda; Insecta; Lepidoptera; Nymphalidae.